Messenger RNA from Euleptes europaea (tarantolino), 2385 nucleotides. RefSeq names its product RTF1 homolog, Paf1/RNA polymerase II complex component (gene RTF1). Gene Ontology annotation, cellular component: Cdc73/Paf1 complex. The coding region runs from base 1 to 2154 and encodes 717 amino acids. Lineage: Eukaryota; Metazoa; Chordata; Lepidosauria; Squamata; Sphaerodactylidae. The transcript has 18 exons. Gene Ontology annotation, molecular function: DNA binding; RNA polymerase II C-terminal domain phosphoserine binding. The record is from RefSeq and is a predicted model, not a curated record.
AUGCUCGGUGCCCUUUGUGUCCCGGGCUGGCUGGCUGGCGGGCGGCUGGCUAGGCAAAGGCCCGGCCGCUUUGAGUGCAGCGCCGGCCGCGACGCGGGGCCCUCCGUGAAGAGCCGGGGCGGCGGCGAGGCCGGUUCCGCCAUGGUGAAGAAGCGGAAAGGCCGAGUCCUCAUUGACUCCGACACCGAAGACAGCGGCAGCGAGGAGAACCUGGACCAGGAGCUCUUGUCGUUGGCUAAACGGAAACGUAGUGACUCUGAGGAAAAGGAAGCACCUGCUAGCAAGCCAACAGCAUCGUCAGAUAGCGAUGAAACUUCAGACAGUGAUGAUGAGUGGACAGUUGGUGGUGCUAAAAACAAAAAGAAAGGGAAAGCAGGGAAAGCAGAGAAAAAAGGAGCCAUGAAGAAACAGAUGAACAAAGCAGCCUCAUCGGGCAGCUCUGAUAAAGAGAGUUCUGCAGAGAGCUCAGCACCUGAGGAAGGUGAAGUAUCAGACUCUGAAAGCAACAGCUGUUCAUCCAGCUCAGACUCUGAUUCGUCAUCUGAAGAUGAGUUCACAGAUGGCUAUGGGGAAGACCUCAUGGGUGAUGAAGAGGACAGAGCUCGGCUGGAACAAAUGACAGAGAAGGAGAGGGAACAGGAGUUGUUCAACCGGAUAGAGAAAAGAGAGGUGCUGAAGAGAAGGUUUGAAAUAAAAAAAAAAUUAAAGACAGCAAAAAAGAAAGAAAAGAAAGAGAAAAAGAAAAAGCAAGAAGAAGAACAGGAAAAGAAGAAACUUACACAGAUCCAAGAAUCCCAGGUAAUGUCACAUAAUAAAGAGCGGCGGUCAAAGCGAGAUGAAAAAUUGGAUAAGAAAUCCCAAGCCAUGGAAGAACUGAAAGCAGAGAGAGAGAAAAGGAAGAACAGGACAGCAGAGUUGCUUGCAAAGAAACAGCCAUUAAAAACUAGUGAAGUAUACUCUGAUGAUGAAGAGGAGGAGGAAGAUGAUAAAUCUAGUGAGAAGACUGAUCGUUCGUCCAGAUCUUCAUCUUCUGAUGAAGAGGAAGAGAAAGAAGAAAUUCCUCCCAAAUCACAACCAGUGUCUUUGCCUGAAGAACUAAAUCGGGUUCGAUUAUCUCGGCAUAAACUGGAGCGUUGGUGUCACAUGCCAUUUUUUGCCAAGACAGUCACAGGCUGCUUUGUGCGCAUUGGCAUAGGAAACCACAACAGCAAACCAGUUUACAGGGUGGCAGAAAUAACUGGUGUUGUAGAAACUGCAAAGGUUUAUCAACUUGGAGGUACCAGGACAAACAAAGGAUUACAGCUAAGGCAUGGCAAUGACCAGCGUGUCUUCCGAUUAGAGUUUGUCUCCAAUCAAGAAUUCACAGAGAGCGAAUUCAUGAAGUGGAAGGAAGCUAUGUUUUCUGCUGGGAUGCAGUUACCCACACUAGAUGAAAUAAACAAGAAGGAAGUGUCCAUCAAAGAAGCCCUCAACUAUAAAUUUAAUGACCAGGACAUUGAGGAGAUUGUAAAAGAGAAAGAAAGAUUCCGGAAAGCUCCACCAAACUACGCCAUGAAGAAAACACAGCUACUAAAAGAGAAGGCAAUGGCAGAGGACAUGGGAGACCAGGACAGGGCAAAACAGAUUCAAGAUCAGCUUAAUGAGUUAGAGGAGAGAGCAGAGGCCUUGGAUCGCCAGCGAACAAAAAAUAUUUCAGCCAUCAGUUACAUUAAUCAGAGAAAUAGAGAAUGGAACAUUGUGGAGUCCGAAAAGGCUUUAGUGGCUGAAAGCCACAAUAUGAAAAACCAGCAAAUGGAUCCCUUUACUAGGCGGCAGUGCAAACCCACAAUAGUCUCAAAUUCUAGAGAUCCAGCUGUCCAAGCUGCUAUUCUUGCCCAAUUGAAUGCGAAAUAUGGAUCUGGCGUAUUGCCAGAUGCUCCAAAGGAUGUAAACAAGAGUCAGGGAAAAGACAAAGAUAUUAAUUCAAAAUCAGCCAGUGACCUCUCAGAGGACCUUUUCAAAGUGCAUGAUUUUGAUGUGAAGAUCGAUCUCCAGGUUCCCAGCUCAGAGUCCAAAACACUGGCUAUCACUUCCAAGGCUCCUCCUGCAAAAGAUGGUGCACCCCGGCGAUCGCUGAACCUGGAGGACUACAAGAAAAGGCGGGGGCUUAUUUGAGCAUACCCACUCUCUGCUGUUUCUGAUCCUGCAUGCUACACGAUGGCCAUUAUUUUGUUCCUUCCCUCUUCAGUUUGCCCUUUGGGGUUGGAGCAGCAACAGAGCGGGGAAGAGACUCUUUGAAAUUGCCAGCCAUCUGUAAUAUAAACCAUUGACUCUUUACUGUAUAGAUCUCCCUUCUUGUCCUUCCCUCCUGCCACCCAUACAUGUGGAUCCGUGCUAUUUAGGUUU